AUGGAGGUUGCUGAUCUUAAUGGUCAUGGUGCAAAGGAACCUACUUUGCAGGUGGUUGAUACAAUCCAAAGAUGGCUCCGUCCCCCCCAAGCAACUUUUAAACUAAAUGUGGAUGCGACCUGGGGCAAGAAGACUUUAAUUGCUGGUUUAGGGGCUGUCAUUCGUGAUGAGCAUGGUAAUUUCAUAAGGGGAGCUGGAAAGGUUAGGUUGCCCUCUUCUCCUAUUGAAGCUGAAGCCCAUGCAGCCUUAUAUGGUCUGAUGGUGGCCUCAGAUUUGGGUAAUGUUCAUCUAGAGUGUGAAUCUGAUUCAAAGGAGCUGAUACAAAGCGUUAAAGGAAAUAUUCAGAAAGGUAGAUGGACCAUCUACCCAACUCUUGCUGCUUUAAAGGAGAAGUGUAGAAUUUUUGGCUCUUGCUCCUGGAAGUGGAUCCCAAGGAAAGCAAACAAAGCAACAGAUGCUGCAGCUGUUGAAGCAAAGAGGAAGAUGUGCGAUGAGGUUAGUGUCGGUCCUGAAUUUUUCAAGGCCCAAGGCAAAAGUAAAAAUUAG
This is a messenger RNA of Prunus mume (Japanese apricot), 546 nucleotides long. RefSeq lists its product as uncharacterized. The record is from RefSeq and is a predicted model, not a curated record. NCBI's taxonomy places the organism in Eukaryota, Viridiplantae, Streptophyta, Magnoliopsida, Rosales, Rosaceae. Gene Ontology annotation, molecular function: RNA-DNA hybrid ribonuclease activity; nucleic acid binding.